AUGGCCUGCUGCAUCGCUGCCUACUCCACCACCUGCACCAUGGCCUGCUGCACCGCUGCCUGCUCCACCACCUACACCGUGGCCUGCUGCACCGCUGCCUUCUCCACCACCUGCACUGUGACCUGCUAUACCGCUGCCUACUCCACCACCUGCACCGUGGCGUGCUGUACCUCUGCCUACUCCACCACCAGCACCAUGGCCUGCUGCACCACUGCCUACUCCACCAACUGCACCGCUGCCUACUCCACCACCUGCACCGUGACCUGCUGCACUGCUGCCUAUUCCACCACCUACAUCGUGGCCUGUUACACCUCUGCCUACUCCACCACCUGCACCGUGACCUGCUGCACUGUUGCCUACUCCACCACCUGCACCGUGGCCUGCUGCACUGCUGCCUACUCCACCACCUACACCGUGGCCUGA
Messenger RNA from Brienomyrus brachyistius, 423 nucleotides. RefSeq names its product keratin-associated protein 9-1-like. Lineage: Eukaryota; Metazoa; Chordata; Actinopteri; Osteoglossiformes; Mormyridae. The coding region runs from base 1 to 423 and encodes 140 amino acids. The transcript has a single exon. The record is from RefSeq and is a predicted model, not a curated record.